Molecule: messenger RNA, 321 nt
Organism: Prunus armeniaca (apricot)
Lineage: Eukaryota; Viridiplantae; Streptophyta; Magnoliopsida; Rosales; Rosaceae
Source: the annotation of a GenBank genome assembly
AUGGUAGAACCAGUUCAAAGCAGCUCCGGUAAGGGAGGAUGGGAACAACAGGCAUUUCCCCUCAUCGCCAAGGCCUUUGCAUCCGACUGUCAAUUGGAAGGAGUGAAGGUGCGUCAAGGGGUCUUCGACGCUAGUGUAAAACGGUAUGCGCAACGGCUGCACCUCCCUGUUCGGUCUGGACUUCUUGAUGCGCUCGGUAAAGGGUCUAGGUCGAAGUUUCCCCCAGUCAGGCUCCUGGGACCGGGUUCAGUCGUCUUCCAUCUUCUGGACUCUCUGGAAGAGCAGACGGAUAGCAGGGUCUCGGCUUGGGAUCUCCUCUGA